Molecule: messenger RNA, 2292 nt
Organism: Meyerozyma guilliermondii ATCC 6260
Lineage: Eukaryota; Fungi; Ascomycota; Pichiomycetes; Serinales; Debaryomycetaceae
Gene: PEX8
Product: Pex8p
Exons: 1
Coding region: 1-2292 (763 amino acids)
Source: RefSeq, a predicted model, not a curated record
AUGAGUGGAUGGCAAAAUCGGCUUGGUCCUCAAGGAAGGGCACUUCUCAACGGUAGAAGAAUAGCUGCUACACAUUCUGGACCCUCGUUUGAGCCUUCUUAUUCCUCGGUUCAUCCGCAAGAUUUGGACUUUUUGGUCAACGAUUUGAGAAACCCUCCAAAAGAUAUCACUGUUCGCCAUAUUUUGAGCUACUUGUACCAGUAUGUUCCGUAUGUGAAGAAACAGCACAAUCUCCGAGUAAUAAUCUCUAGCUUUCUCAACAAUCCCUUGUGUUUUGGUCCACUGGCAGACUUUGAAAAUAACUACUUGAUUAUCGAGGUGUUCAAGUUGAUCACCGAUACUAAAUUAAAAGUUUCACGACCCACGUUGAGUGUUAAGGACUGGUAUAUCAUUGUGGCACGAGAACUUACCAACUUUGUCUCAUAUUCACCUCAAGAAAAUGGAUGGAAAGUGCUUCCUAUCAUUGCUGGUAUCUGCCUCUCCAACAAAUUGAGAGACGAAUUGUAUACCCAUGCUAACGUUUUGCAGUACAAAUGGUUCUUCAAGGAGUGGGAUGACCGUAUGCAUACUCUUUUCAGGAAAUCUUUGGAUUAUUCCCUUUCUUCGUCGCUUCCUGCGACGAUCACCAAUUUGAGUCUAAUUUGUCUUGCAGUAAAGUACAACAAAGACGAGAAUGUGAAACGAUACAUCCACAAGGAGCGAAUUCCAUACAUUGUAGCGGGGUUGUCUGAGCUCAUCUUGACGAAUACGAGCGUAUAUCAGAGGUUUUUUGAGGUUGACCCAUCGCUGGAUUGCGAGCAAUUCAUCCAAGCAGAAAUCUUGCAGAAGCCCGUUCCAAAAAAUCUCAACCGCCUUUCGUUCCUUUUAGAAAACUGCCUCAGCGAACUUUCGAUCAACGACGGCUGUAAUGACUUGAUAAUUCAGGUUCUAGACAACAUAAUCUCCUUCAACAGGACCCUCAAUCAUUUGACCCGAAACUCUCAGUUCAAUCAACCUCCACCUCCUAGUUCUGGAGAGUCUGGUCCACACGAGCAAUUUUGGUUCCACAUGAAGACAAUUCUUUUUGGCCAGAUCCUAAUCUUUCAAGGUAUUUUGAACAGAUUCUUAAAGUCUAGCACUGAUAGUGGUCUCACCUUCUUUGCUAACCCAUUUAAAAGACAUGUGCCAUACUUAGUGGAAAGAGAAUAUCGUGAGAUCUCCUUAAAGAUAUUGCAAAACCUAUACUACAUAAACCACAUUCUAGUUUCCAUUGGUCAGGGUGGCUUUGAUAGUUACAAUUUCGUAUAUUACUUGUCUCUUGAGUUGGCACUCAGCGAGGACCUGUCAACAAGAAGAUUUGAACACAUGACUCGGACUAUGAUAAGUCAUUAUGAAGAGAUCAACUCCAAUCCCCACGUUCUCAAUCGAGACUAUGUUGCAAGAGCAAAAGUUCUUUUUGUGUUCGGAUUAUGGGAGAACUAUUUGCAACAGAACAAGAAAAACGAUGGAUACAUCCAUGAGGUGAUUUACGACACAACGUUUCAUCUCGUGCGAGCAGACUUGUAUAAUGACCACGCAAUGAUCGAAGCUGGACACUCGGUGCUAUUGAAUUAUUUCUCCUACAAGAGGGAAGUGGUAGACAUCAACGAAUCGCUCAAAUAUGUGAAGUUACUUUUUCUGCAAUUUCCUUCGAUUCUUUCUUCGAACCAAUUGAGCAUUGCUAUCGAGACUCUAGGGAAGAAGGUUCUUUCUCGUCCGGUGGUAUAUAAAGACGGCCCGUUCAGAAAUUCGGUGGAAGAGUUUCUUUGGUUUUUGUUAGAUGAAUGCAGUGCAACACCGUCUGGUAUGCCGGUAAUCUCUAAAGACAAUGCCUUUUCAUCGGCUCAGCCUGUAUCCGAGAUAGACGCAGCAUCUACCAUGAGCCAUAUCGACGAGAAAUCAAGCCCAUCGACUGACAUAAUUGACCAGAAUAAGAAGAAGAAACCGAAAGAUAGAGUCAAGUAUGCAUUUCUUCCUCCAAAGACAAAGCACCGACCCACACACCGCACAGUUUCCGAAACCUCUCGCGAGGCUCUUAUAUCGUCAUUCAUCAACUUGGUUCCCUACUUUCCACUCUCUAGUUUCACAUUUUGGUUAGACGAAAUCAAGAAGCAAAUCGACGUGAGUAAUGGACCAGAAAAAGAGUACCUCACAGGUGUUUUAUGGAAAGUUUUGAGCGAAAAUUUGGACUUGAAUCGGUGUGCGAUCGCAUUCGAGUGGUGGUAUGAAGGUGUUAGAGCCGUGGAAAGGCCCGAGAUGGAAGUAAAGUUGUAG